Messenger RNA from Lycium ferocissimum, 1146 nucleotides. RefSeq lists its product as uncharacterized. The transcript is spliced from 4 exons. Lineage: Eukaryota; Viridiplantae; Streptophyta; Magnoliopsida; Solanales; Solanaceae. The record is from RefSeq and is a predicted model, not a curated record. The coding region runs from base 212 to 1006 and encodes 264 amino acids.
AGUUGUUUAAUUAUAAAGCACCUCUUUUCAUGCCUUAAUAAAUUAUAGAAGAAACAAGAAGCACCGAGUCUCGUCGAUUGUGUCAUCAAGAAAAUUAUAGCCCAGCGAAAAUUAAGUAGGGGUUGGCCCAUUUAGAUGACCGAAAAGAUGUGUGAAAUUAAGAUACAAAUUAUUUACAUCUAUUAGAAGUAAGCAGGGGAAAUUAUAUGUGAUGAAGAGCGGAGAAACUACAAAGAUUAAGAGUAGUUUAGGGAAUGAGAUUGAAGAAGAAGAAGAAAUAGAAUAUGUGGCAGCAAGUGAGUUGUUUGAGAUGAAUAGGGAGCUGGCCACCAUCAAAGAAGAAGAUGGUAGUAAUAGUUUAUAUUCCUUUGAUUUCCACAACAACAAAGGUAGAGAUCAUUUUUAUGUUGUUGUUGGAAAUAGCAAGAUGAUUAGCAAGGAGUCAAGCAUGGAUGCUCUUCUAUGGACUCUCGAUCAUGCUGUGGAUACCAUUGUUUUCCUCAUUCAUAUCUUUCCUCAAAUUAACUACAUCCCUACUCCUUUGGGAAUGAUUCCAGUAAGCCAGGUAAGUGCUGAGCACAAGGAGAACUACAUGGCUCAAGAAAGAGGCAAGAGGAGGCUCUUCCUUCAAGAGUUCUUUGAUGCAUCCGCUGCUACUAAGGUUAAAGUAGACACCAUACUUAUAGAGAGUGACACAGAAGCAAAAGCCAUACUGGACCUUAUUCCAAUCUGCAACAUAAGAAAGCUGAUCUUGGGCACCUCUAAAGCCAAUCUCAAGAAACUCAAGUCCAGAAAAGGUAGCGGCGGAACCACUGAUCAGAUACUGCUAAAUGCACCUGAAUUCUGUGAGGUCAAGAUCAUAUGUGAAGGCAAGGAAAUGGUUGAGCUGCACAUGUUUGAAUCUCUCGACAGUACAAGUCCAAAGCCAAUUCAAAGUCAUGACAUCCAAGCAAAUAAUGAAGAAUCCUUCGGAUGUGGAUGCUUUAAAGCCAGAGUCAUUUCUUAAAUCUAUAUAUAGCAUUAAUCACACACGAUAUUCCAGGUUUAUCAUAUCUAUCAUAGAAUAUGUAUGAAUAUUGACUACUACUAUUGUACAUUGACAAACAGCACGCAUCCAUUAUUGAUAUGUUCAUAAAGAUUUAGAAA